Molecule: messenger RNA, 867 nt
Organism: Fusarium proliferatum ET1
Lineage: Eukaryota; Fungi; Ascomycota; Sordariomycetes; Hypocreales; Nectriaceae
Exons: 2
Coding region: 1-867 (288 amino acids)
Biological process (GO): prolyl-tRNA aminoacylation
Cellular component (GO): aminoacyl-tRNA synthetase multienzyme complex; cytoplasm
Molecular function (GO): ATP binding; proline-tRNA ligase activity
Source: RefSeq, a predicted model, not a curated record
AUGAAGGAGAUACCCCAAGAAAUGUUCAGUUCAAUUGCUGGGCUCUUUGUUCUCCGCCUACUGACCAUGUUCAUUUGGAGUGAGUUACGCAAAUGGUUCCAAGGCCAUCUCGAUGGGAUGGACAUUGGCGAAACAUCAUUUCCUCUCUUUCUGUCGGUCAAGUCAAUGGCAAAGGAAAAGGACCACAUUGAAGGCUUUGAAUCAGAACUGGCAUGGCCUUACGAAGACCUUCUGGCGGUACCCAUUGUGCGUGGUCGAAAGACGGAAAAUGAACGAUUUGCUGAGGGUUACUAUACAUUGACCUUGGAAGGAUACAUCCCAUUCAACGGACGAGGCAUCCAGGGAGCUACCUCGCACUGCCUGGGUCAAAAUUUUAGCAAGAUGUUUGACAUCUCUGUCGAGGAUCCAGCCGGCCCGGGACGCAUCUAUGCCUGGCCGAACUCGUGGGCCUUUUCUAAUCGACUCAUUGGCGUUAUGGUUAUGAUCCACGGCGACAACAAGGGCCUGGUUCUACCGCCAGGGGUCGCUCAGAUACAAAUCAUGAUGGUUCCCGUCAGCAUCAACAGGAAAACUUCAGCAGAAGACAAGGACCGUCUGCUGGACCAGCUGUACGAGAUGCGCAAGACGUUGAAGAAGUUGGGGCUUCGCGUUGAGGUCGACACGCGUGAGGGAUACACCCCAGCGUGGAAGUUCAGUGACUGGGAGAUGAAGGGCGUUCCCCUAAGAAUAGAAUAUGGACCAAAAGACGCAAAGACCCAUGUUGUCAGCUAUGCAGUCAAGCACAACAACAGAAAGGGGACAAUGCCGGUUGCCGAGAUUGCGCCCCAGGCGUCCAGACUGCUCGAUCAGAUUCAGAAGGAUAUGUAG